CCCGAACAACUAACCAUUAGCUAAAAGGAAAGAAAAAAACUCAGCAACCAUCCUUUGCCCCCAAAUCUCUGGCCUUGUCAUGACCAUGAGAUUACACUUCCUCAUACUCUCCUUCUUCCUAAUCCGUGGCAUAGCUGCCCCAUCUCCAAGAAAAUAUGAGCACAUUUUUAACUUUGGUGACUCCCUUAGUGACACCGGUAAUUUUCUUCUCUCCGGUGCCCUUGCAUUCCCAGUGAUCGGAAAGCUUCCUUACGGUGAAACCUUCUUCAGCCACUCCACAGGACGGUGCUCCGAUGGACGCUUGGUGAUUGAUUUUAUAGCCGAGGCAUUUAGUCUGCCGCUUUUGCCGCCCUAUUUAGCACUUACCAAAGGCCAGAGUUUUCAACAUGGAGUGAACUUUGCUGUGGCCGGAGCCACCGCACUCAAUUCAGAGUUCUUUCAUGAACAAAAAAUCGGGGCAAUUCUUUGGACAAAUGAUUCCUUGAGCGUUCAGCUUGGUUGGUUCAGGAAGCUCAAGUCCACCCUUUGCACCACCAAACAAGAUUGUGAUGAAUUCUUCAAGAAAUCACUUUUUGUGGUUGGAGAAAUCGGUGGAAAUGACUAUAAUUACCCCUUUUUCAUCGGUGGAAGCAUUGAACUGCUCAACUCUAUGGUGCCUCUUGUUGUUGGGGAAAUUAUCAACACGACCAGUGCAUUGAUAGAAGAAGGGGCGGUGGAGCUGAUGGUGCCCGGGAACUUCCCAAUUGGUUGCUCCGCCGUGUACCUGACCUUAUUUCAGAGCCCUAACAAGGCAGAUUAUGAUCCCCACGGUUGUUUGAAGGCGUACAAUGCUUUCGCAACGUAUCAUAACAAUCAGCUCAAGAAGGACCUAGAGAUGCUGAGGAAGAAGUACCCCCACACGAAAAUCGUUUAUGCUGAUUACUACAGCGCCGCAUUGCGUUUACUUCAUACCCCAAUGCAUCACGGAUUCUAUGGAGGGACUCUACAAGCUUGUUGCGGAGGGGGUGGACCAUACAAUUUUAAUUUCUCGGCAAGAUGCGGUCAUACUGGAUCCGUAGCAUGUGAAAAUCCAUCUGCUUAUUUAAACUGGGAUGGAAUUCACCUAACAGAGGCAGCUUAUCAUUAUAUUGCCAUGGGUUUGAUCAAUGGAACUUUUACUUCACCGCCUCUCAUGUCCCCUGCCCUGGGAGACAAAUAAAACCUUGAGCUGUAUUUGUGAUGUUUAGUUAGCUACCAGUGGUCAUUAAUAAACCAAACUAGAAUUGACUAAAAUUUCCAUCUUCUAGCUUGUUGUACUUUAUAUUUUUAAUAUAAAUAAAAAUUUUAU
Molecule: messenger RNA, 1327 nt
Organism: Rubroshorea leprosula
Lineage: Eukaryota; Viridiplantae; Streptophyta; Magnoliopsida; Malvales; Dipterocarpaceae
Source: the annotation of a GenBank genome assembly